This is a messenger RNA of Vollenhovia emeryi, 1207 nucleotides long. Its product is annotated as protein anon-73B1. The record is from RefSeq and is a predicted model, not a curated record. The transcript is spliced from 3 exons. Bases 596 to 865 code for a protein of 89 amino acids. Gene Ontology annotation, cellular component: membrane. NCBI's taxonomy places the organism in Eukaryota, Metazoa, Arthropoda, Insecta, Hymenoptera, Formicidae.
GCGAAACGUCACGAGCCGUCGCGAUCGCGCCGUGACGGCCACCGGCUUGGAAGGGACGGGACGCGGCGUGCGUGCCGUGUUCGCGGGCGUUUCUAAUGUUGGUACUAUCUGUCGCUACGCGCCGCGAGGCUACGAGGCGGCGAUUCAUCGCCGGUCGCCGUCGUUUAUUGAUUUCCUCCACGUUUUCCUAGAUAUAUGUCCCUCGCGUGAAUAUCGCGGGACCACCAUGUGCCAACCGUGAUCGAGCAGGUACCGUCGCACGGGAAGCCCCGUUUUCACGUGAGAGAAAAAUUUUUUCCCGGACAUGUUCUCCGAAGGGGAGGAACGCGGGAUUGUCGCGCGCACAGCUCUGUGCGAGAGAACGGGAUGCCAUUGGGGGAGAAAGAGGGGAAAAAUUUCGUCGGAGCAGCCUCGGACUAGACUUGCGAAUGAGCGAGCUGUCCCGACUAAUAUGCGUCCGCGGUUCGGAUGUGCGGAUGUGACGUACUUGGUGCAAUUGAGACAAUUCAAUUUCCGCCGAAUGCGAAUCAACGUGAUUUAAAUUGGACCGGCGAGAGCAGGAGGGAAACGCGUAACAUUUUGGCCGAAAUUGAAGAUGGCCGACGCGGAUCCACAGUUCAAGCGACUCUUGCUGCCAGCGGAGGAGACUCUGUUCGAGCAGCUGUUGAGAUUCGGCCUCUACGUAGGCGCGGUGUUCCAGAUCAUGUGCUUGCUGGCUAUAGUCGUGUAUCAGGCCGGUCCGUCCGACGGCGUGGCAGCUUUGAAGGACGACCCGAGCGACGUGGAAUGCUCCGAGAACAGCCCGCAGGUGACGCCGAGAAGACCGCACCGGCCGCGAAAGCAGGAGAAGAAGAAGAGGCGUUGAGACGUUUCCCUGCGAUACUUCGACGAGUACCCUCGUGCUUCGCGACCACCUGAAGGCUGGACCUUGAAGAUAAUCCCUCAACUCGUCUAAGUUGUAUACUACACGGACAUUUUAUAGCGUCGCGUCAAUCUCCAGAUCAUACUUUACUUUUGCUACGUCUUAAACGCGCAACUUAUUGUCUCCGUUUCGAUCUCUGAUUUAUAAAAGCGUUAUUUAUAUUGAAUUUAUACUUAUAAAAGCGUUAUUUGUAUGUGAUAUUUUAUAAAGGAAGAACUGUUAGCUUUUACAUGAUGAAAUUAGCGAGGAGGAUCUUUGGAAUAAAAGUAAUUCUGCAAAAGAAAA